Molecule: messenger RNA, 363 nt
Organism: Stereum hirsutum FP-91666 SS1
Lineage: Eukaryota; Fungi; Basidiomycota; Agaricomycetes; Russulales; Stereaceae
Product: cytochrome P450
Exons: 2
Molecular function (GO): iron ion binding; oxidoreductase activity, acting on paired donors, with incorporation or reduction of molecular oxygen; monooxygenase activity
Source: RefSeq, a predicted model, not a curated record
GUUAUAGGUUCUGACAACACGUCUACGACCAUGACUUUGGCUUUCUAUUUCAUGCUCUGCCAGCCCAGAUACUACAAGAUGCUCCACGAAGAGCUCGAGACGGAGUUUCCUGACCCGCUUGGCGAUCUCGAGCAGAAUCGACUCGCAGAGCUUCCAUUUCUGAAUGCAGUGACACAUGAAGCCCUGCGCCUCGGCUCUCCUUAUUAUCUUCCCCGAAUAGUCCCACGAGAAGGCACAAUCAUUGAUGGACGAUAUCUUCCUGGAGGAACUGCUGUCGCGGUUGCUGCCUACUCCCAACAGGUCAGCCCAGAGAACUUUUACCCAGAUCCUUUGGAAUUUCGUCCUGAGCGGUGGAUGCCCGGU